UUUCUCAAGAAGCCAGUGCAGGAGCUGCUCCAGAAGUCUGACAAGUUGAAGGUGGGCGUGAUACGAUAUUGUCUAAGCCGUGCUCGCACUGUCGCCUUACAAAAUGGUUGCACGGAUCCACGGGGCCAGCCUCGUCUUUGGACUGCUCGUAUUGGCAAUGUAUGCUAUAGGAACUAUACAAGCUGAAACAGGUAUCCUGGAAACGUUGUGUUCGAGAACUUCUACACGGAUUGCUAGCCGAGUACAACCCAUUUAUACCACGUACGCGGCAGCGGAACAGGACUGCCAGCGCCUGGCGCCGGUCUCUGCCAAAUACUCUGACAUUUUGAGUCUUGAGACGCUCUACUCCGAGUUAUACUCCGAGUGCAUAAAGAAGCAUGUCCUGAAAAUGUCUAAGAAUGUCCGCCCGCCUCUCUGGGUGAAGAGCGUGUCACGAGGCACGACCAAAAUGGCAUCCAACCACCAGUGGUAUAACAUCAACUCGGAUUUUACCUUCUUAUGUGAAUAUGAAGUACCGAUUGAGCCGAUUGUGCAAUUGAAAAUCUGCCCAGCCACCAAGUACUUUCCCCACCUGAUCGAAGGAGAAACGUCGCCAGUGAUCUGUCCCGAAGGUGAACUACCCUACGGUGGUACAACAUCAACCUGUCGGGAUGGAACGCACCAUGUAACCGGCGAUGAAUACUGUAGAAAAAUCUGUCCAGCCACGGAGUACUUUCCCAAACUGAUCGAAGGAGAAACGUCGCCAGUGAUUUGUCCCCAAGGUGAACUACCGUACGGCGGUACGACAUCAACCUGUCGCAACGGAACACACCGUGUAACCGGUCUUACAUACUGUAGAAGUGAGUGCAUUGGAAGUCGCUUUAUAAAUACAUACAUGUAUUCUGGCGAGACGUAA
Messenger RNA from Sycon ciliatum, 895 nucleotides. RefSeq lists its product as uncharacterized. The record is from RefSeq and is a predicted model, not a curated record. NCBI's taxonomy places the organism in Eukaryota, Metazoa, Porifera, Calcarea, Leucosolenida, Sycettidae. The transcript is spliced from 6 exons. Bases 104 to 895 code for a protein of 263 amino acids.